Messenger RNA from Colletotrichum costaricense, 153 nucleotides. RefSeq lists its product as uncharacterized. The record is from RefSeq and is a predicted model, not a curated record. The transcript has a single exon. The coding region runs from base 1 to 153 and encodes 50 amino acids. Lineage: Eukaryota; Fungi; Ascomycota; Sordariomycetes; Glomerellales; Glomerellaceae.
AUGACGACGUUGCGUUUGUCUGCCUGCUCGCGCGCUUGCCUCACCUUACCGCCCCAUUUAAUUGUGCCUGCUGGUCCCAGUCUGUUUGUACCUUGUCUGCCAACGCAGACACUCUGCUCUUUGACUCGAACCAGCUCGUCGAAGCCCGUGUAA